This is a messenger RNA of Striga hermonthica, 448 nucleotides long. The record is from the annotation of a GenBank genome assembly. NCBI's taxonomy places the organism in Eukaryota, Viridiplantae, Streptophyta, Magnoliopsida, Lamiales, Orobanchaceae.
CCUCAAAAUGAACAACCACCCCCAGAGCGCGAACAGCAAGCGCAAUCGCAGGAGAGGCAGAACAAGAGAGCCGAUGAAGAGGAGUCCUCUGUCAGGACUGUCAAUCCCCAGGCGAGGAACGACACCCUGGAGCAGUUGUUAGCGCAGGUGCGAGAUUUGCAGGCUCGAGUCGAGGGGAGAAAAACAGGAAGCUCGAGGGGACACCCUUUUUCACAGCAUAUUCUAGACGCUGACCUGCCGCAUGGGUUUAGAGAACUUAACAUCUGGUACGUCGGGUCGACUGACCCCUCUCGACACCUGAGGAGUUUUGAAAACAUGGCAGUACUCCACCGCUACAAUGAUCCCGUUCAAUGUCGAGCGUUCCUGACGACUCUGCGAGGACCUGCCCAAGACUGGUUUCAUCAAUUGCCCCCAGGAGCCGUCAGGGACUUUGAUGGAUUUAGUUCAA